Trichoderma aggressivum f. europaeum is the source of this 1449-nucleotide messenger RNA. RefSeq lists its product as uncharacterized. The record is from RefSeq and is a predicted model, not a curated record. Bases 1 to 1449 code for a protein of 482 amino acids. Gene Ontology annotation, molecular function: protein serine/threonine kinase activity; ATP binding. The transcript has a single exon. Gene Ontology annotation, biological process: protein phosphorylation. Lineage: Eukaryota; Fungi; Ascomycota; Sordariomycetes; Hypocreales; Hypocreaceae.
AUGAGAGAAGUACAAGCCCUCGAAGCGCUUGGCGUUGCCCCCGACAGCAUCUGGGGCGAUGAAGACGAAACCAUUGUCUAUGCCCAAGUGCUUGGACAAGGAAAGGCAAUCAUUUUCCGUUUCCAGCGGAGCCAUGACAGCUCGCCCCAGUCAUUGCCAAGCCGGAUUGUCUGCUGCUAUCACGACCUCGAGGUGCCAGAUGGGGCAUUCACUUUCCAGGAUCGCAGCUCAAUGCGAAGCGCCUUAUGGUCUGCCAUAGCCACGGUUUGGCCUCAUUGCAUCAUGGAUCUUGCGAUUACCGACCCUGGAGUUGUGGUUGAUAUCCUUCCUGGAGAGAUCCAGGAGAUUGUCUGGAGGGUUUACCAGGAACCACUCUUUGAUCAGUAUCUCGCCCUCCUCCGCGAUAUCCAGUCAAGCGACCUGGUUUCUGAGGGCCACUCUCCUCGUACGCUUGACAUCUCCGAGGUUACCCUACUCGAGGUAUUGGGCGGUAGAGGCUGCUCUAAGCGGGUGCAGGUUCAAGAUUCAGGGAAGCCAUCAACGCUUGUCUUCAAAGGAGUUGAUUUUCAAACAUACCUGCAGCUUCACGAUGACGACGACGAAUUUGCCCGCACCACGGUCGAUGUUUGGAGACGUUCUAGCAAAUUAAUCGCCAACAUGCCACGCCAUCCAAACAUCCAAUCGCCACCGCGGUACCUAGUAUCGGUGCGCGACUCCAACCAGAACGCUGUGCUUGUUGGUCAUCUAUCAACCUAUUUCGCUAGAGGCGACCUCGGUAACGCAAUUUACGCAGUCAAUGCAAGAAAAUCGCAAAUCCCCUUGCAGCAAAAAGCUAAAUGGUGUCAUCAAAUGUGCCUGGCAAUAAGGCACACCCACCGGGUCACGCAUACGUUCCACAUGGAUAUAAAGCCCGGAAAUUUUAUUAUUGACGACCAAGAGAACCUGAUCCUCAUUGACUGGGAGCAACACGGUGCACCAGCAACCACACUCGCCCCCGAGGCCGACGGAACCUGGGACGUGGAAGAACAAGAUACGAAGGAGAACGGAUCGACGAAGCUGGUCUACACCAAAUAUACGGGCCCAGAGCGUCGGAAUAUGCCGGAAGGCAGUGGACGGGAGAGCUUCAAUGUUUGGAAUGUCUUCCCAGAGUGGCAAGCGAGUUGCCCUAAAGCUGUUGAGUUGGCCGAGGUGUUUGCGUUAGGGAGGACCAUGUGGAUGCUUCUGAGCCAGACAGCCACCGACUUUGACGAGGUUGAGCACCCCGAUGAUGUUCAGGUCACCUGGGCAGGGGAAAACGAUCCUCCAUCCCAUUGGGUCGAAAUCGUGGAAAAUUGCAUGAAGGUCGAUCCAAACGAUCGUCCAUCGUUGGACAGCCUGGUAGAGUUCUGGGAAGGCGAAACAUAUUCCCUUGAAAAGCAACGCUCCCCAUUUCGGCUCAGAAUACUAUAA